CCCCGAUUCCUCAUUACGUGGAUAUGUCAAACAACUAAGGAAAACAGCAUUAUUCAAUAAGCUAUGGUUAGGAGUGACAUGUCUCGAAGAAUAAGUGGUGAAACUAUAAUUCUUGAAGCUGCUGCUAAAACAGCUGCUAUCCGGAAGUUUCAAUUCUAUCGAGAUCUACGUCCCUAACAAACUUCAAGAAUUAUAUGGCUUUGAAGUAGUGAUAAUUAUGGAGCACUCAUAUGGCAGCAGUAUUGCCCGUAAAAAACGAUUGAUGCAACGUCUGAAGUUGUUGGAGGAACAGCAUGUGAGGCGGAUGGCGCAGUUCCAGAAAGAAAGUCGGCGGUCUCGGCAAGAAUACGAACGGCAGUUGGAGGCGAUAGAUUGGGCCACAAAAGAAGCUAUCAGAAAGAUCAGAAUGAAAGAAGAUCGCUGCAAAACAAAUAAAGACAUGCAGCGCACUUAUCGUAGCGGGGAAGAUGUGAAGAAAGUUGAACCAGUCGAAUACACCUCGGAGAUUAGCAGAACUAUUUUACAGCCAACCUGUCAACCGUUUCAACAUUCCCGAAGUGAAGUUUUCGUUUGCCAUGUUUCAAUUCCACGGAAUAUUCAAUCAACAAAUUCGCCUCCUUCUACUGCUACUGCUGAUGUUGACGAUAAUGUAGUAGUUUUACAACCAAGUUCUAUACACGAAACUCAUCCAUUUGUAGUAAAAGUGGUCAAUGAGAGUAUGGAAAAGAACGAUACAGCUAUGCAUCCUGAAGAUGUGUAUUUAAAUAUCCAUGUAUCGUGUGAGAGUAGGCACUCAGAUGAAGUCAGUCAGAGUAGCCGAGUUGUUGAAAAACAGUUCCGUAGUAAGGAAUAUCUGUGUUUGCCACCAACACUAGAAUCCGUUGUUUCCAGUGAUAGUGAAGAUAAUGAAACAGUGACAAUAUCUAAUCGAAAUGUUACGUUUUCAAAUGUUCCUAUGCGCAACGAAGAGCAUGUCGUGAAGAUAGUUGAGGUGGUAUCUAUAUCCUGUCAUCAAGUUAAAGAUAUCGACAAAGCAGGUGAACAGUUUAUACAUGAGAAAGUAAAUCUUGCAACUAAUACAAUGCAUGUCACUCGAAUAAGAGCUGAUUUAAGUAACAGACACUCGCAGUUAGAAUUUAAUUACCACUACCUAUUCACAAUUAAGAUCCCAUUGUGCAAUAAAGUUUCCAUGUGUAUUGUACCAUCAGAAAAGGCUAGAUGUAUCGUGGAAAAAUCAUACUUGUUGCUGAACAGAUCGUUUGCGAUGUGCUGGGUCGACCGAUCAUACGGAGUGUUAGCAAUUACCCGCAAUUUGUAUUCCCAUUCCGAUCAGUUAUGUACAACCUGUAGUAUAAUAUUUGAUCCAGGUGGACAUUUUAUUUAGUUAUAAUUAUUAUGAAUGCGAAAUCGUUCAACGUGAAAAUCGAUAUCAAAUUGUUUACCUACGAACGGUCGAAUAGCUGUGAGGAAUGAGGAACAUAGUUCGACCGUAAAUGUAUGUUUUGGGUUUCUGGACGUCUGGAGUUGAUUAAUAGGCUCUUGACAGAGUUCAGCCGUUGAAAACUACGUGGAAUAUGACUGCAUCCGUGAAUGAACUCCAAAAUCAAUUAUCUGAUAUUACACUAGUUUAAAAUAUUAUGAAUUUGUACACUACGAUGAAUUCGGAGCUACACGGGUGGGGGUAUGUUAAAAAUAGUUAGUAUUUUCUCAAGUGACUAGUGAGCCCCGAUUCCUCAUUACAUGGAUAUGUCAAACAACUAGGGAAAGCAGCAGUAUUCAAUAAGCUAUGGUUAGGAGUGACAUGUCUCGAAGAAUAAGUGGUGAAACUAUAAUGUAAGAUAAAUCAUUAUUAUUAAGAUAAAUUGUGAACUAAAACAUCAAUAUAUUAUAGUCUUGAAGCUGCUGCUAAAACAGCUGCU
This is a messenger RNA of Armigeres subalbatus, 1919 nucleotides long. RefSeq lists its product as uncharacterized. NCBI's taxonomy places the organism in Eukaryota, Metazoa, Arthropoda, Insecta, Diptera, Culicidae. The record is from RefSeq and is a predicted model, not a curated record. The coding region runs from base 218 to 1384 and encodes 388 amino acids. The transcript has 2 exons.